AUUGCAUCUAUCAACGGAUAACCUGUAUUAGUACAAAAGUGUGAACAUUUUAAACCUGAAGAAUUUUCUAAUUUGCAUCAUUCGAUGCCUUUGAAAACAUUCUAAAUGCUUUAAUGUAUUUAUGUUCGAAAAGAUCAUGAUGUACUCAAUAAUAUUUAGUGAACCGCAUUACAAAAUUUCGUAAAAGAAUAGCUGUUUUAUACAGUGUACUAUAUUAUUAAUACGCCUCAUUUUUGUACGAGGAAACUGUUUAACGUUAUACUACUUAUAACACGUAAUCUACUGCUUGUUGUGUAUUUUAGUAUUAAUAUCAGUUAAUUUAUCAUUACUGUCGUAUCGAAAUUAAGCAUUUAAAUGAAUCAUGUAUUUAUGAAGAAACAAUAUUGUAUUAAUUUACAAUAGUAUUACAGAUAAAGUAUUAGUUAUUGAAAAUUCCAGUCAAUUUAAAGUAAAAAAUGGAUAAACUAAGGAGAGCCUUAAGUGGCAAUGAUCAAUGUGAUGAAGAAAGCGGUAUUAUUACUCAGGCUGAUGUGGAUUUUGUGGUUAUGGACCAAAGUACGUUGAGUUGGUCCACUCGGAUAAAAGGUUUUGCUAUUUGUUUUAUUGUUGGUAUUCUAUGCUCCUUCCUUGGAUCGUUCGCUUUAUUCUUAAAUAAAGGACUUACUAUAUUUGCUGUAUUCUAUACAUUAGGAAAUGUCAUCUCACUAGCAAGCACAUGCUUUUUAAUGGGUCCAUGCAAUCAAUUAAAAAAGAUGUUUGCAGCAACAAGAGUGAUUGCAACUGGUUUAGUAUUUGUUUCAGUCACAAUGACACUAUUUGCAGCUUUACAUCUGAAAAAUCCUGGAUUGGCUCUUUUGUUUAUAAUUAUCCAAUCAUUGGCAAUGACAUGGUAUUCCUUGUCUUAUAUACCUUAUGCUCGUGAUGCUGUUAAAAAAACUGUGGAAUCAUGUAUCACAUGAAUAUAAUUGCAAAGUAUGCAGUGAAACACUUUACUUAAUAAAUAUAUUCAACUUUCACAAUCUAUAUUGUAUAAGUUGUAAAUUGAGCUACAAAACUGAUUUAAGGAUGCGAAACGUAACACUAACAAAACAUAUGAAUAAAUCAUAGUAUGCAUUUAUUUUAAUGAAAUACUAAACGUUUAUCUAUAC
Messenger RNA from Colletes gigas, 1148 nucleotides. Its product is annotated as vesicle transport protein SFT2A. The coding region runs from base 456 to 959 and encodes 167 amino acids. The transcript is spliced from 5 exons. Gene Ontology annotation, cellular component: membrane. Gene Ontology annotation, biological process: vesicle-mediated transport. NCBI's taxonomy places the organism in Eukaryota, Metazoa, Arthropoda, Insecta, Hymenoptera, Colletidae. The record is from RefSeq and is a predicted model, not a curated record.